GAUGUAUAUUAAAAAUAUUAAACGUGACAAUUUGAUAGCUAAUCUUCUAAGCACGUUGGUAUAUCUUAACCAAAAUCUGACCAAAACAAUGGCGGAGAACCAUACGAGACCGGGGCCGUAAAGAUCAACGGGCCGAGAAAAACUGGACCUACUAGUUAUACUAUGCUCCUACCGAUGUAGUAAUCUUUAAUCUCGCUAUUUAAUUCAUUAUCUUUUCCCAGUUCUUAAAAAUUUAAUUAUGGCGCUUCGACGCGCGGGGGCGGCUCGCGGACGAAUGGACGAAUGACGAAUCGGCUGGCGGCGCGGGCGGGCAGCGCGGCGAAGUAGAUCUGGGAGGCUCUCGCACAAUCCGUGGUUGUGCAUGCGGUGUUUGUGUAGCAGGUUACACUACGCUCUCCGCGAAAUGACGUUUGUUGCAAAAUAUCGGGCACGCCGGAGCGAGCAGUGAGCCACCGAGGUAUCCGCCUCCGAGGCAUCUCCCCGCGUCGAAGACCAGACACGAGGCGCACAGAGGCACCCGCGACCGACGGUCAAGUCGGUCGGUCCGUCCGUCCGUACUCACGCACGCACGCACGCACGCACGCACGCAGGUACGCACGCACGCACGCACGCACGCCGAGGGCACCGUACCCCACGAGCGACGAGAACGUGAUCGUGCACGGCGGUGAGGUUAGGAUCGCACCAAGUCGGCCAGCCGCCAGGAGUCAACGUGCGCGCAGCCGAUGCUCUCUCCCCGACUCAACGAAGUUGCAGUUUAUGCAAAAGAAUAAUACGUCUGAUGGAUAUCUUUCAGAAUAUGAACGAUUAUUACCGCAUCAGAUAUGACAUUAAGUGGCAUCAGUAAUCAGAAGUUACAAUGAUCAGUACAGCCUGUACUUUGGAAGAUGCGUGUCGGCAGGCUCAGGGUAUGAUUAGUAAAGUAUCCAGAUCUUGGAAGAAUGCCCAGGGUCAAAAUUCAUUGGCCUUAACAUCGGAUAAAUCAUUAUCCUCUCAGAGAAAAGAGCAGAGUCACUCCAGGCAUAGUAUCCAAUCCAAACUCACCAGACUCUAUUUUGAAGACCUUUCCAAGGUUCCCCAUGCAACCCCAGAUUCAGUUUUGAAACAUCUUGAGAAUGAGUGUGAUCUUUUGGGGCGGUUAGUUCAAAGGGAAGGUUUAGAUACAUUAAUCGUUAAUCUAUAUGCUGGUAAUAAAGGAUACUCAUUAGCUGUAAGAAAUAGCGAUAAGGGGAAUCAGUACGAUAAAAAUUCAUUAGCUGAGACGCAACUCAUGGGUUACGAACAGGGUGAACUACUUUCGUGCAUAGAUAAUGGCCAAUUGCCAGCUAUGCUAGCCGAACAACUAGAAUCCACUCAUUCACAUUUAUUUUAUGACGGUUGUGUGAUCGCCGAAGUUCGAGAUUAUCGAAGAUCAUUUCUUCACAACAAAGCUGAAGUUCACCAUGUACUUCUUAAACCUACUACGCAGAGUGUACUUUCGGAUGUAUCGACACUUACGAGUGACGGAGAUUGGAGUCAUGAGGAGCGAUUAAUAUUGGAAUCACAUUUGGUGGCAGCUACUCAAGGUCCUUUAUGCUUGGAUCCAAAUCCUAUUCCCACCUUAGCUAGUACAAGAAUUAAGCAAUCUAAAUCAUUACUUACCGAUCAUCAGCUCAUACGACAAGCUAAAAAAUUCUCUCAGGUCACAGUAAAUCGAAAAAGAAAAUUGGAACAGUUGGCCCAGCCGGAAGGACAAACAAUACAUGAUUUAAUGCAGAAAUUCCGUACGAAAAGAAGAGGAUUAGCGACCAAUACUGCCUGUCCACCGCCUUCUCUUAAAAUUCCUGAGCUGCCUGCACCUAGCGAGACCGACGUUUUGAAAUUCGCGAAAAUUUACAAGCCGCCACAAGAGUCAAGAGACUGUUCGCCACAAGUUAUAGAAGAAUAUAUAUUAGAACCUGCAGAAAGUCAGGAUUAUAUAAAACUCUCGAUCCUGCAGAGGCCCGCUACUUCCGAGUACCUGGGAGAACUUUAUAUGGACAAGAAUCAUCGGGAUGGAGAGAGGAAUGGUUCUUCUUGCCGGUUUACAUUGGGUACCCGAGCUGUGGCCAAUCAUUAUUAUCAGCAAUUUAAAGAAAUAUUUACAGAAGAGGGUAGGAAAAAUGUGAGAAUAAAACAUAUUGUACCAGGACAGGCUCCUCGUAUUGCGUGUACAUCUAGCAUGCAACGUGCACAACAGGCGCAACAAGCAAAAGUGGCGCAAUUAGCAGCUCAACAGUUGCAGCAGGUUCAGCCUCAACACGUAGCACAACAGCAAAUCCGCACGUCCUUUCAGAUUCUAUCACGGGCUCAAGGGCAACUAACUAAUUUGGCUAGUCAAGUAGCCUCGAUGAAGGCUAUGACAGAGGCCACUACCUCUGCGCAGAAUAAUCUCACGUGCGUAGACUCGGCGAAUAUACCGCAAGUUAUCCCGCAGAAUGAUAUUACCUCAUUGAGCUCACGGCAAUCUUUGGCCAAUGGUGGCCUUAACACAUCGACCCCCGUGCAAAUUGAGAACUCCACGAUGGCAGUGGCGGACAACACUUGUAACGGUUCUGGUAUUCUGGUCUUUCAGAAGUCUGCUGGUACCAUUAAUAACACAGCGUCCACCAAUGUUCCAGUCCUGCAAGCGCAAUUGCAAGCGGGAACACAGAACUGCAUAAGUGAGGCCAAUCAGAGCCAAAGUGAGCCACCGUUCAAGAAACAUUCGACUAAUCCAGCAAUAAGCGCUCUGGUUACUUCCCUCAUGAAUUCAGCGCAGCAAUUCCAGCAACAAGCAGCAGCCAAUGCCGCGGCUGCAGCUAUGAAUAACAAUGCACAAGCCACAAACAAGUCCAACAAUGCCGCGAUCCUUAGUCUGUUAAAUAGCACACCUGCAAAUAUAGCUCAGCGAAAAGUCCAACCUCAAAGGAUCUCUCUUAAUGCUUCCAUCCCACCUGGAGUUAUCAGUCAUGGCAAUGUGAUCAACGUACCCAACACCAGUGGUCAAGUACGCGUGAGCUUAAGCUCUUCCGCUUUAACAGGACAGUUAAGUUGCAAACAGCAACCAGUGAAGGCGACCGCUGUGAGACUCGCGCGAGUCCAAGACCCUACGUCUACUCUUGGCUUAUCAAUGCCAGGGCUUUCGGCUUUGCUUGCUGGCACGCCAUCGGCUGACAACCCGAUACCUGGAAUGAAUUCGACUUCAUCGCUGCUCGAACGGCUCACCGCUUCUUCCAGUCAGAGCAGUCAACCAGCGAGUCCGAUGACCAGCCCAUCGCCAACCAAUGUGAAUCUACAGGGUGUAAACCUCACUAGUCUGCCGAACUCCAUCAACGGUCUACAAAAUGUCCAGGUAUCGUUUCCAGGCUUGUCGCAACCUAUCACGAUGUCAUUAAAUGUGUCUCCGACCACUGGCGGCACCGUCACACCUACUGGUGUCAUUGUUUCCCUCCCAAUAUCGUCUGCCACAAAUACCUGCACAACAGUGUCGAGUAUGGUAGCUGCAACAGUCGUUACAACAGCUAUUGCCGGAACUACGCCGACGGUAGUGAUCGCCAAUCCUGCCAAUCAUUUGUCUUUACCAAUCGCCCAAAUAAUACCAUCUGGAGUAAAAGGAUUGUCGCAGCAAAAUAUUAGGAGUAAUAAUGCAGUGACUCUUGCACAGGGAGGACAAGCAAUCCAACUUAUUGGAUCUCAAAGACCGCGGUUUAAUCAUAUGACUCGUCAAGUACAAUCGAAUCAAGUCAAAUCGGCUGUCUUAUCGAAUCAACUGGUGACAGUUGCCAAAACAGUAACGGCAAAUCAAUUGAUAUUGUCUGGUAACAAACAAGUAUUAACUCCUAUAGUAGCUGCGACGAAACCUGUGCUUAUGGCGUCACAAACGACGCCUUCUUCCCAAGUAGUACCUGUUAAUAAGCAAACUCUAUUGACAAAAUCCUUGCACGCCAGGGCUUCUACCGGCCAGUGCAGUCAGCAAACGCAAAGUCUCGGGGUGGCUACUUUGUCCCGACAACAACUUCAGCAGUUACAACAAUGUCUAGCUGCGCAGCAUAAAGUUGCCGUCGCGGCGGGAAGUUCUCAAAGUAGGACGCAAAUAGAAGCUCAGAGAAAUUCUACGUCUGCCCCGGGGGAAGAUCCCGCCUGAAUAUGUUCAAAUAAAUGAUCACGUUAUGUCGAAAUAAUUGAAGCCCGCCUGGAAGAAAUGUAAUGAGGCAUUUGUGUAUUACAUUAUAAUUAUGAUUAUGAGAUUUUAAUUUUUUCCAUAUGGAAAUUGUAUGAUAAAUGGUUUUUCUUUUGAGCUGUUUACUUAAUUAUGACAAAGUUUUAUUUUAGCAAAUAAUUCAUAUCUGCCGACUGAAAAUACACAAGGUAUACAAGAAAAUAUACAAGAUAUUUUACCAGA
This is a messenger RNA of Vollenhovia emeryi, 4399 nucleotides long. Its product is annotated as transcription factor SPT20 homolog. The transcript is spliced from 21 exons. Gene Ontology annotation, molecular function: transcription coregulator activity. The coding region runs from base 857 to 4141 and encodes 1094 amino acids. Gene Ontology annotation, cellular component: SAGA complex. Lineage: Eukaryota; Metazoa; Arthropoda; Insecta; Hymenoptera; Formicidae. Gene Ontology annotation, biological process: regulation of transcription by RNA polymerase II. The record is from RefSeq and is a predicted model, not a curated record.